CUUUGGUGCUCGUUGCCCGGCCUGGCCCUGCGCGGCGGUCUCCAGCCGCCCCUUCCGGCCGUCUCUAACGGUUUGCUAGUCCAGCUCAAACCAGGACUACUUCUUGUUACCUCUGCUUUCUGCCCUUGUAAGWGCCCGAGAAGAUGGUGAACGUCCUGAAAGGUGUCCUGAUUGAAUGUGACCCAGCAAUGAAGCAGUUUCUGCUUUACUUGGAUGAGUCAAAUGCCUUGGGGAAGAAGUUCAUCAUACAAGACCUGGAUGAAACUCAUGUCUUUGUAUUAGCUGAGCUGAUUAACUUUCUCCAGGAGAGAGUGGGAGAGUUAAUGGACCAGAACUCCUUCCCUAUUACUCAGAAGUAAAGGCUAGAGAAAUUAGAUGCGUGUGUGUUUUGAAAUAGUGGAAUUUCCAUGGAUUUGGUUGUUACUCUUCUAAUAGAUAUACCGUGGUUAGUAAAUUUUGUGUGAAAAUGGUCACUCUAUGAAGUGGAUCAAUUCCAUCAAUGAAAUGUUCUUGAAUUGGGUUCUAAUUCUCUUUGAAAGAUUAUAUCUUUAUUAAAAUCCUUAAAAUAAUACAUCAAAACUCGUCUUAAAAGAUUUUUGAUGCCUGGUGUGUUCUUUUAGGGUUUUUAUUUCUUGUGAAAUGGUAUGACCCUAAAAUCAGGGGUGUUUCUGUAUUGGAAUGCUUUUUGACCUCUACUGACACAUUAUAUUCCUAUGGAAUUGAUUAAAUCUUGUAGUGUGACUGACAGAAGAAUAUCUGGUAAAGUAUGAUCUGUACUUGAUAAAACAGAAUAGAAACUAAAAAAUAACACUUAUUAGCCUCUCUUUGUUAUCCUAUUUCCUGCUCAAAACAAGUUAAAUCUCUUAGUCUUUCACUCACACUUACAAAUCUAUUAGAUUAUUACUUUUACAGGGGAAACUCUUCCUUAAUGGAUGUCAAAGAUAGCAUCUUCUUAUCUUUGGUAAAAAAUGAAAGUAUAAAUGCUUAUGCAGGGAGUAGAAAUGCUUUUACAGGGAAUACUUUUCCUAUAUAUACACUGACUCUUGUACUGUUGCUUUCUUGCUCUAUCAAUAAGUGUCAAGUUAAGUUUUUUUGUUAGCUUUCUGCUCUGAAUAGUGAAAUCUUCUCCUGAAGAAAUCAGGCACCUAAUUUCCUGUCCUCCCUUCCAAAAAAGGUCUUGCAGAAUCACACAUACUAAAGCUUAUUAUCUACUGGAUGGGUGAAUAACCAUUUGGAAUUUUUAGCAUAUUUUUCCCUCCCUGCUUUUCUCUUCACACAGGAAAAAGGACUUUGGUCUCUCAGUAAGCAAAGCAAGUGGAUACUUUCACAACUGCAUACAUCAGGAUCCAGCUAUYCAUCUUGACUUAAAAUAAACUUCUGAAAUCUUUUGAUACCUAUGUAAAUGAGAAAGUCCUGUUGAAUAGAAAGUAAUAAUGAUUUAUGUUUUUUCUUACAUUUUUACUGAGGUUGCUCAAGCCUUUACUUUACAGCUGUCAUGUUACAGAUUACUUACAACUUCAUUAAGAGAACAUCGAAUAAUGUGUUUUAAAAUUACCUAAUGAACAGAUGCAGUUAAUUUAUAUGGCUUAUAUGCUUUCUUUCCCUUCCCCCUUCUUCCUUCCCCCUCCCACCUCCCUAAAUGUAAAUAUGCAUUUAUUAGCCUUCAUGCAUUGCAGCAGAACAAGCUAUUUCCUUCUGUGUGAGAUGCCUUGGUCAGAGAGGUAAUGCCUGCAAGUACUUGCCUGAGCCCUUGUCUGCCCCAAUAGAGGCCAAGUGAAGAGCUAACAGGCAUGAUGUGGAGUCCUUGGGAGUCCCUGCUCUGCAGUGAAAAGGGGAGGCUCAUACAUUCAGCAGUGAACACAGCAGAAUACUUGGGUACUUUAUUAUGACUUUGCCGCCACUGUAGGGAAAAAGUGAACGCAUGAAAACUACAAUUGGUUAUGUUUUGUAUUUAUUUCUGCUUGAGGGUCUCAAAAUAAAAGUAUAUUUUUAAAUUGAUUACUCUCUAGGGAGAGUGAAUUUAAUUAAGGAGCUAGCAAGAAUUAAAGCUAUUUGUGUUGGUGCUGAAAUAGUGUACUUUUUUGCCCRCUUCCUUGAGUUUAAAUUGAGCGAAGAUUUCAAUGCAAGUUACUCUGCUACAAAGCAUCUACUUAGAGAUAAAAGUCAAGAUAAAGCUCUAAGGAAUGGUAGAAACUAUUGUCAGGAAUACUUAUUGAUUUUGCUAGUAAAAGCUAAGAAAAAUAGAUACAGCUUCAACUGUUUUGUAAAGAUAGAUGUUUUAUCUACUGAACUCUGACCAUAACCCUAACUGGGAAGAAGGAUUUCAAGCCAGAUUUCACUGUAGRSAGCCUGGAGUCACUCAUUCCUAAAMGGACUCUGAAGGGAGGUUUUCCUAGUUCACUAAGGUUCUUUCAGGAGUCUCUUUGCACUCCCACUAUAACRGUGCUUCUACGCUCUCUGGUUUUCUGAACCCUAACUGUAAUGGGGAAGAAGGAUUUCAGGCCUGUUCUGACUGUGGGCAGCCAGGAGUUGCUCAUUCCUAAAAGGACUCUGAACGGAGGUUUUUCUAGUUCAUUGAGGUUCUUUUACGAGUCUCUUUCCAUUCUGAAUAAAAGGGUACUUGUAGGCUCUCUGGGUUCCUGAAUGCUAACCCUACCUGGGARGAAGGAUUUCAGGCCUCUUCACAUUAUGGGCAGCCAGGAGUCGUUCAUUUCUAAAAGGACUCUAAAGGGAGGUGUUUCUAGUUCCCUAAGUUUCUUUUAGGAGUCUGUUUCCACUCCCACUAUAACGGUGUUUCUACGCUAUCUGAUUUUCUGAACCCUAACUCUAAUUGGGAAGAAGGAUUUCAGGCCUGUUCUGACUGUGGGCAGCCAGGAGUCACUCCUUUCUAAAAGGACUCUGCAUGGAGGUUUUUCUAGUUCACUAAGGUGGUUUUAGGAGUCUCCAUUCCGAAUAAAAGGAUAACUUUAUGCUCUCUGGUUUUCUGAACCCUAACCCUAACUGGGAAGAAGGAUUUCAGGCCUCUUCUGACUAUCAGCAGGCAGGAGUCAUCCAUUCCUAAAAGGACUCUAAAGGGAGUUUUUUCUGUUUCACUAAGGUUGUUUUAGGAGGCUCUUUCCACUCACACUGUAACGGUGCUUCUACGCUCUCUGGUUUUCUGAACCCUAACCCUAAUCGGGAAGAAGGAUUCCAGGCAGGUCUUGACACUGGGCAGCCAGGAGUCGCUCAUACCAAAAAAGACUCCGCAUGGAGCU
Nothoprocta perdicaria is the source of this 3254-nucleotide messenger RNA. RefSeq names its product general transcription factor IIH subunit 5 (gene GTF2H5). Gene Ontology annotation, cellular component: transcription factor TFIIH holo complex; transcription factor TFIIH core complex. The coding region runs from base 144 to 359 and encodes 71 amino acids. NCBI's taxonomy places the organism in Eukaryota, Metazoa, Chordata, Aves, Tinamiformes, Tinamidae. Gene Ontology annotation, biological process: nucleotide-excision repair, preincision complex assembly; transcription by RNA polymerase II; transcription initiation at RNA polymerase II promoter. The transcript is spliced from 3 exons. The record is from RefSeq and is a predicted model, not a curated record.